Molecule: messenger RNA, 1391 nt
Organism: Zeugodacus cucurbitae (melon fly)
Lineage: Eukaryota; Metazoa; Arthropoda; Insecta; Diptera; Tephritidae
Product: ras-related and estrogen-regulated growth inhibitor
Exons: 5
Coding region: 490-1113 (207 amino acids)
Molecular function (GO): GTP binding; GTPase activity
Source: RefSeq, a predicted model, not a curated record
CGAGCGAUCAACUCGCAGAGCAACAACAUGUUGAGGAACUGAUCGACAAUGUUCAAAACAAUGUUUUUAGUAGUAAAAAGUGGGCCGAAACUGUGACACGGUGAAUUUUGCCGGUUCGACGAAAUCGAAUAAGUGAGAAAAAACAACAAAAACCAAAACACAAAUUUACUAAUAAACACUUUUCUAUUGCAACCAAAGCAGUACGAAAAAAAUAAAAAAAGAAAUCUCUUUAGCUAACUCAAACAUUUUGCCGGUUAAUAAGCACAAACAAACAAAGCGUAGCUCGUAUACAUAGGAAAUAUUUUAACCUGCAUUCAAAGGCGGCAAGUUUAUGAUACACAUCCGCAAUCGUCCCACCUGCCCGACUCUAUGUGAAUACUUAUAAACAUUGAAUUUAUUCACUCAUCUCGGUUUGCGGAUUUUCGUUUGCGGUUUUCGUUGUGGUUUGUUUUUGUGGUUUUCGGCUCGGUUCAUAUUAAUUUAACGGUAAUGACAACACGCGGUAUUCGUCGCAAGAAAUCGACUUUGACAGAAUUAAAAAUCGCUGUCGUUGGAGCGCCGAGCGUUGGCAAGAGUGCUUUAAUUGUGCGUUUCCUCACCAAACGUUAUAUCGGCGAAUAUGAUCAUCAAACGGAAAAUCGAUAUAAGCACGAAGCGAUGGUGGAGGGAGAGCCGGUGCUGUUCGAAAUACUAGACACAUGCCCCAAGGCUAAUGAUGAGUUUCCCAAUGCCGCUGAGUUGGUGCAAUGGGCCGACGGCCUUCUGCUCGUCUACUCCAUCACCGAUCGCAGCUCGUUUAAUUACAUACGACGCGCCAAAUCCGACCUACAAUCCGAUACACCAGUGCAGUUAGUGGCCAAUAAAGUGGAUAUGGUCCACUUGCGUCAGGUUAGUCGUGAUGAAGGUGAAAUCCUCGCCAAAGAUUUUGAGUGCAAGUUCAACGAAGUCUCAGCGGCGGAUCAUGUCGAUCAGGUAGCCGAAGUUUUCCACGAGCUAUGCAAGGAGGUGCUGGCGUCGAAGCGUAAAUCGAAACAGAGUCUACUGGAGCGUAUGCUGGGCGGUGCACGACCCUACAGUCGGGGGAAGAGUGACAGUAAUCUGCCGAAGGACUGAUGAAAACUGCAAAUCGGUCAGCGGCACCUUGAAGGCAAACAACGGCAGUUAAUCGUACUAAGUGGUGCUCUGGUGCCGCUCAAAAGUUUAAGCGUCGCGGUUAUCCAGUCGACGUUUGUAAUGUUUAACGAAAUUGAAAUAAUUGCAAAGAAACUUGAUUUACCAUAUUUUAUAUGUAGCGAAUAACAAUCGAACUUUAUUUAAUACAUUUUCCAUUGCACGAAUUUUUGUAAUUAAAAUUAGCUUUAAAAUACGAAAAAUAAAAAUAUACAAACACA